CAUGGUUACUAAGACAAUGAAGGAGCUAACAGAUGAGAAAAAAUUCACUGAGUUGCUUUUCGUUCAGAAAUUAGACAGGAUCAAAGGAUGGAUCUCAAAGCUUACUCCAACUGAAAGAGAAGAUUUCAGAAGAGAUGCAAAAUCAGUAAUUUGCAGAGGAAUUCCUGAAGGUGAAGUAAAACAAAUCCAGAGAGGCCUUAAUCUGGAAGACUCCUUCUUUUAUCUUUCUCGCAUUUAUGUUCCAUGAGCAAUGUUUUAUGGAUACCGUAUGGGAUAUUUUGAAGAUAGAGUAACAUUCAAGGAGAUUAAAAGAAUCGGAAAAUAUGCUAUUAAUAUGUACUUGAUUGCUCUCUCAGGCCACCUUCUUCUACGUUAUUAUGCCUCUCCUAUCAUUGAAAAACACAGAGAAUUUAGCGAAUACGAGCUCCAAAGAAAAGCAAGCAAUGACUUCUUGAUCCAAAGGAAUUACCUAAAAGAAAAACAAACAAAAAGUAAGGAAAGCACUGGAACUCUCUUAAAGUAA
Molecule: messenger RNA, 523 nt
Organism: Moneuplotes crassus
Lineage: Eukaryota; Ciliophora; Spirotrichea; Euplotida; Euplotidae
Source: the annotation of a GenBank genome assembly